UCCCAAAAAUCUGCAAAACCACGCUCGCACUCGCCGGAAGGAGUCUUCUCCACGAGGUGCUGGGGUGAGAGCGUCCAGUUUGAGUUGCUGGUGUUGUGGUCAGCGCGAUGCCCAAGGCCAAGGGGAAGACCCGGAGGCAGAAAUUCGGUUACAGUGUUAACCGGAAGCGUCUGAACCGAAAUGCUCGACGGAAGACAGCGCCGCGGAUCGAAUGCUCUCACAUCCGACAUGCUUGGGACCAGACCAAAUCGGUGCGGCAGAACCUGGCCGAGAUGGGUUUGGCUAUGGACCCUAACAAGGCGGUGCCACUGCUUAAGAGAAAGGUAAAGGCCAUGGAGGUAGACGUAGGGGAAAGGCCUAAGGAGCUUGUGCGGAAGCCCUACGUGCUCAAUGACCUAGAGGCCGAAGCCAGCCUUCCAGAGAAGAAAGGAAAUACGCUAUCCCGGGACCUCAUUGACUACGUUCGCUACAUGGUGGAGAACCACGGGGAGGACUAUAAGGCGAUGGCCCGGGAUGAGAAGAAUUACUAUCAAGAUACCCCAAAACAGAUUCGGAGUAAGAUCAACGUCUAUAAGCGUUUUUACCCAACAGAGUGGCAAGCCUUCGUCGAUUCUUUGCAAAAGAAUAAGAUGGAGGUUGAGUGACUGGUUUACGUCUGCCCCAGGCUGAGGCCUCCUCCUGGACCAGAGAAGCUGGAGCCAGGGUUUAAGACAAGAAGGGGCAUGUGGCCAGAGAUGCGGCUGGCCAGACCCCUGGAAUCAAAAGGUUACACGCACACCCACUCUCACACUUCCCUCUCUGGGGAAGACACUGUCUCCCAGAGGCUCCAAUUUAGAGUCUUCUGGGAGCUCUGUCUGGGAAAAGUCGGAACCUGCUAUUUUCAGAGCAGAUGAUGUGUUUGAAUAUAGACUGUGUACAAUAAAAUACAGUAUUUUACUUCCCUGA
Molecule: messenger RNA, 945 nt
Organism: Camelus dromedarius (Arabian camel)
Lineage: Eukaryota; Metazoa; Chordata; Mammalia; Artiodactyla; Camelidae
Gene: NOP16
Product: NOP16 nucleolar protein
Exons: 5
Coding region: 108-644 (178 amino acids)
Biological process (GO): ribosomal large subunit biogenesis
Cellular component (GO): nucleolus
Source: RefSeq, a predicted model, not a curated record